GAGUAAGCCACACACAUACACACUCAUAAAACAUUACAAACAUUUACACAGGUAACAGCAACCCCUUACCACAGCACAUGUGGCAAUCUGUCACACCAAGGACCAAGGAGGAAAAGCAGCAGCAGCAAAGGGAAGGCCAACACCUUGUCUGCCAGCUUAUAUCACUUUGUGAUUUUGGACUCUCGAUGUGAAAAAGGAAUCUUUGUUGGUUAUGAUAAGAAUAGCCCUGCAUAUCUAGUCUUUAAUCCAGACUCAGGAAAAGUAACCAAAAACAGGUUGGUGAAGUCCAUCGCAAAGAGUGUCAAUGAGUGUCACACUCGGACAGAUCAGGAAGGUAGUGAAGGUAGUGAGUAUGUUUUGCAUAGGGAGAGAGUUGAAACUCACUUACCAUAAACUGACAUGACAAAAUCAACUCUCCAGGGAAAAGAAGCAGAGGUGUGUGACCCAAACACCAACACAGGUGAAGGGGAGAGUGAUAGACGUUAUCCAAAGAGGGAGAGGAGACGUCCUCAGUAUUUAAGUGACUAUGAGUGUGAGGUAAAAUGUGAUGACGACCAUGUACUAACCAGUAUUGAUUAUUGUUAUAGAGUCAUGCACGAUGUACCCCAAACACUGAGGGAGGCUAUCAGCUCACCAGAGUCAGAACAGUGGAUUAAGGCUAUGCAGGAGGAGAUUAAUUCUUUGAGGGAAAAUGAUACCUUUACCCUAAGAGGCCGUUUACACGUACACGGUGAUUUUGAUAAACGGAGACAUCUUCCUUCGUUUGUGCCCUUCGUUUACACGCAAACGGAGAUUUCUCCUCUGAAAACGAGUCUUUCUAAAAACUCCAGCCAGAGUGGAGAUUUUGGAAAACUCUGGUUGCGCGUUUGCAUGUAAACGGAGAUAAACGGAGAUAAACGGCAGUCGACGUCACAGUAUGGGCCAGAACUUGCGCCUGUGUCAAAAGUGUGACCUAUGUUGCUAUGGUGACAAUGGAUACAUGGAAGGCUUGAGCUUCUCGUUACACUGCCACCUACAGGUUUGGCGUGCUCUUGUGUAUAUAUACAGGGAUAAGUGUAAACGAAGAUCUUUUUGAAAACGGAGACAGUGAAAUGUCCGUUUAUGAAAAUAGCCGGCAACGUGUAAACGGCCUCUAACAACAUUGCCAGAAGGUAAGCAUGCAGUAGGCAGUAUAUGGGUUUACACAGUCAAAGAAAACCCAGUUGAGACAACAUAUAAAGCUAGAUAUGUGGCAAAAGGUUAUAGUCAAGUUGAGGGGAUUGACUAUAAGGAGACCUUUUCGCCAACUGCUGAUAUGACAUCGGUACGUAGCUUAAUGCAGCUUGCAGCUCAAUAUGAUUUAGAACUGCAUCAAAUGGAUAUAAAGACUGCAUAUUUGCGAGCCCCUAUUAACUGUGAGCUAUAUAUGGAACAGCCAGAAGGAUUUGAGGUUAAGUCAGAGACAGGUGAGAAACUAGUCUGUAAGCUUAACAAAUCACUUUAUGGUUUGAAACAGUCAGGACGGAAUUGGAAUAAAAUGCUACAUGAUUUCCUAAGUCAAAAAGGUUUUAUCCAAAAUCUGGCUGACCACUGUGUUUACAGUAAACAAACUGAAAGUGAGAAAAUAAUAUUGAUAAUUUGGGUCGAUGAUCUUAUUAUUGCAGCGAGUGAUAGUCAAAAGCUCAGAAGUGUGAAAGAAAUGUUGAGUGAAAAAUUCAAAAUGAAAGACCUUGGUAAACUUAAACACUUCGUAGGCAUUGGUUUUGCACAGGGAGAAGGUGAAAUAAAAAUGAGCCAAAAAGGUACAUUACAAAGAUUUUGGAGAGGUUUGACAUGACUCAUUUCAAAUCUAGAUCAACCCCAUGUGAAAGCAAAUUGAAAUUUGACAAUGAAGGUGAACCUGCUGAUCCAAAAAGGUAUCGGGAAAUGAUUGGCAGCUUGAUCUAUGUAAUGACAUGUACUAGACCAGAUUUAAGCUUUAUUGUCAGUAAGCUGUCACAACAUUUAUCAGAACCAAAAGAACAACAUUGGGUAGCAGCAAAGCAUGUGUUGAGAUAUUUAAAGGGGACUGUGAACCAGGAAUUAUGUUAUAAGAAAAAUGGUGUGAAUCUUAAUCUUGUUGCAUUUAGUGAUGGUGACUGGGCAGCAGGUCAAAAUGACAGGUGAAGUACAGCUGGUUAUUGUUUCAGUUUGUCUGGAAUAGGUCCUGUUAUUUCCUGGAAAUCUAAAAAACACACACUUGCUUUAUCCACAUGUGAAGCAGAAUACAUGGCUUUGGCAGCUGCGACACAGGAAAGCCUGUAUCUUGUUCAGCUACUGAAUGGAAUGUACAAUGGGUGUGAGUACACACCAGUGACAAUUUAUGAGGACAAUCAAAGUGCGAUUGCUUUGUCCAAGAACCCUGUACAGUAUGUCAUCUAAGGUGUAAACAUGUUGACCUCGAGUUCCCUUUUGUUUGAUCUGCACUUUAUGAUGGGAAAAUAACUAUUGAAUAUUGUCCAACAGCAGACAUGGUGGCAGAUAUUUUAACUAAACCUGUAACUAAAACCAUGCUUGAUAGAUUUGCCUGUUUUAUUUUUGGUGUAAAGGGGUAAACAUGAAAUGAAAAUAAAUUGUGUAAAUGUAUGUGACAUUGUAUAUUGAUAUUCAGUAUAAGAGCAAGUGGGGGUGUUGAAUAUUGCUCUUGUGCUCUUACACUGACUAGGUUGUCUGGAGAGGGGGUGUGGUGAUUAGGUAGCAGGUGUCGCAAAUCAAUAAAUGAACUCUUGCCCCUGGUCUAGGUGUGUGCAUGCCGGUAAAACAGAACCGAUGGCUGUGUGUGUUUAUUCCUCUGUUAGUUAAACAUUUGAGUCAGCGUUCCAGCCCUUUCUAUGAUGGCAGCUCCUGCUCCAACACAGGCGCUGGGAGUGUGGCCUGUCUGCAACGUGCCAAACAGUGUAGAGAAAACACUAAUUUAUACAUAAAACUGCUUUAUUCAGGGUUUUUGGGUCAGUGACAAAUGAGGGUUGGCAAGAUGAGCGAUUCAGAAAUAUCUUCAAAGAUAGUUUUCAAAGCAUGCACCAGAUUUGUUAAAAUGUACAUUCUGUAUUUUUGUUGGUUUCAUGUCAUUUGAAAUGACAUUUGCACCAUUUUUUAUGAAAAGUAAGACUGAAUGCUCCUGAAAAUGUCAAAUGGUUUAACCACGAAAGAAUGAUAAAUAUUAAAUAUUUUAUCCACCUACAGUAGAUUUAAGUGUAGUUAUAAAAAGAAAUCUUUAUUUCAAAAGCAAUAAAUUGAAAUAAGAUAUUUUAUUGCAUUUUGGCAAUACUGAGCAGGACAUUUCCUGAAAACACCCCCCUUUUUUUCUAAAUAACGCUUGACAAAUUAUUUAAAAUUUGUUAAAAAACACAGUGUUGCACUACAAAAGUGGAUUACAUUUAUUCCACAUUUUACCCCUGGACCCAGGAGGUUAGAGAGCCCAGGUCCCUCUCCAGCAUCCUGAACCCCCCCGCCUGAAGGUCCAGGAAGGGCUGGUCCUGUGGCUUCACCCGGCCCGUCUGGACGGGCUCAGACGGAACUCUCAUUAUACCUUCGCGCGGCGCAUUUAAGGGCGAGGAGAGGGGCUCAUUUGAUUGAUGUGUGUAAAACCCACUCCACGCCUUCUCUCCUCCCUCCUUCCAACUUGCGCAGGUAGAAGGGACGGAGGUGGGAAAGAGGAGUAGCUGCGCCAGCAUGCACGGUGUGCCAAACUUGCAAAAUCCGCCUGGCCACACCCAGUUGGCGAAGUGCAAGUGCGCUGCGCCCCCGCCUCACCCGGUCUGCGAAACUAGAGGCCAGAGUGUUUUUGCACUUGCAUCUGUGUUCACACCAAAAGGUGUUCAUUAUCUGCAGCUGCUGCUCAUCAUUACUGCAGACAGCCUUCAAUCUUUAAUCCAAUAACGUGAGACCUCUGAAAGGUUGCAGUUCAUAUUGUUACCACACAGGGGCACUAGUUCCCUACAGACUAGAAAUGCAGAAUACAAAUGUAACAUUUACAACUGCAGUUUUACAUCAGCACUCUAUUAUGAAAAAGAGCAAAUGUAUAGUCCUGUGAGAUAGAAACCCUUAAGGUUCAUCUAUGCAAGAAAUACCAAAGCUGUUUUCAUAAUUCAUUAGUAUUGGGAUCAAUGAUUUCAGAUCUAAACUGGAAGUUAAAGCAUUUCCAAAUGAAAUUUAUUCUUAGUUUCUAUUGGGGCAAUUAUUGUAUUUCCAAAUGAAGUGACUGAAAAAUCUGGUGAUGACACAACUGAGCUUUAACCAUAAACUCUUCAGGUUACAUCUUAACUUUUAUAAGCAAGUUACCAAAUACACACGUUGCAGCAAUGAUUGUGUGUCGGCAGGUUGGGGCUGUUUAUCAGCUAUCGUCUGUCUUUCUAGAGUGUAUCUUCUCCCUUCUGUCAAAACACAAGUUCCUGAACUUCAGCUGCGUUACACGAGGGAAUUGAUGUAUCCACCAUCUAUUUAUAAGACAGAGAGCAGGUGUGCCGAUACACAGAGGCAAAGUGAUUGGUUGGGAUCUUCAGAAGACUAUUUGUGCUUGUGUAAAUACACACACACACACACAGACACACAGACACACACACACACACACACACACAAGAAACAUGCUUGCAUAUGCAAACAUGAAAAUAAUGCAUUCACACAUUCACACACACACACACACACGCACACACACACAUACAUUGAUCUACAUACAUGAAACCUUUUCACAGCGCUGGGGCAUGCAUGCCCACAAGACAAAGGCAUUCCCAUACAAUGCAUACAUUCAGACAAUAAAAGAUUUACAGCUGGCACACACACACACACACACACACACACACACUUUCAAACACUCAUUUCCAUCCAAGCAACUCAAACACAUUUCCAUCUGUUGUCAAAUGAAAGGGAGACAUGAUGCUCUUCACAAUACCAGUUUCUUCUCCCCUGAGGGUAGAGCAGAUCCACACCCACAACCAGAUCCUCUGAGCAACACUUGACUCAAAUGAUCCUCAGCACUCAACAACACAUGUUGCCUUAAUACUAAUGACUCCACACACAGCUUUAAACAUCAUGGAAACAACUACUCAUAGAACCACCUGUGACCACAUUUUGUGUGAGGUCAAAGUGGUGCCAAAGUAAUGUCUAGAGUCAGAAGAACCUGUACCCACAGUAAUUUAUAACCUCAGAAAAGAGAACUUCAUUUCAUGAGAACUGAGGGUGGGAGGAAGAUAACCUUGUUUGCAUAUGCUUUUUAUUGUGGUCAUUUGCACCUCCCUCAAGUGAGACUGAAAGCACUGCUGCAACCUCAAAAAGGAAGUAGGCCUGCUUAUGGACUACAAAAUAUAUUUUCACGGGGUGAAAUUUUGCCAUUUGAUGUAAAAAGGAUGAAGCACUGGUAAUAAGUACAGACAUCUAGUGUCGUAUAUUACCAAAUGAAAAUAAGGUUGUUUACAGUAGGACAAGUCUUUUCAUUAUAGAAAUCUGUUGGUAACAUUCAACAGUCCCCCAUAAUGCUGGGAAAGGACAUUAACUCUCACCUUUAUGUAUGCUAGUGAAGCAUCACUCAUCAAAUAACAUGAUGUUUUAAGAAAAAUUAAAGAGAUCAUACCGUACAUUUACAUGCACAGUUAAGUCGAGAUACAGUUAUAGCUCGAUUAGGCUAUUUAUUUGAACUACUGUCCUUGUCCCAGUACAAGCACGGGAGAGGAAUCGAAUUAUUGACUGAAUAUGUCAACUCUGCUAUGAUAGGUGGCGAUAUGCCCCCUUUCAGCUUGUUAGUAUUGGACCUUUUUUUGGUUUACUUACUAUGUCACAGACCAAACAGCAUAAACUGUAUCUCCUCAAUUAUCCAAAAAUGUACGGCUCUGGUUGUAGAUUUCACCAUGUUGUUACUGGCUUCUUCUGUUGCACAUUUAUUGCUUAUCGACCUUGGGUCAAAGCUCAGGGCGGAAACUGUGGAGCAUGCGCAGAGUGCCUCUGCUAGUUUGGGUCCAAUUGACUGUAUGCAUACACAAGCAAUUCGACUCCAAUCACUUUAUCUGAGUGUGUUAGUCCGACUAUAAGAAAUUCUAUUUAGUUAAAUUUCAGUCAGACUAAUAUGUUUACAUGUAUUUUAAAAGUCCGGUUUUAGUUGGACUCUCACAAUAAAUCGAUUUACCCUAAUGUCACGUAAACGUACUAAUAGAAGCUAGUCUCAGAGUUCUAAAAGGGGAUUUAUGGUUGUGCGUGGACCCUACGCACGUAGCAUACACACAUCACCUAUGCCGUUGUGAGCAGUUUUACUUCUGCAGUGGUGUGUCUGUGUCACUCUGCAGUUACACCUCCAAAACACUAGUCAGCGGCAGAGGUUUCUGUGAAGUGCUGUUAGGUUAAGUUGAUUCAAAACACACCGAAAACAUACAUUAAAUAAAAGCCUUAUGAGUUUCUUACAACUGUUUAUAAUAACAUUACAAACACAUAUAUUGAGUUUAACUUACCUACAUAUUAUGUCAUUGUUAAACCUUUACUAAGAUUUUUUGUUGCUUUAUUAAGAUUAAAACAUACUUUAUUAUGCACUUAUUAACAGUUAACUAUGCUUUUUGCAGCUACCAGAUCUAAAGUGAGAACAGUGCCUUAUUAAGCUUAAUAAAUCCUUUAUUAUGCACUUAUGAACAGUUAACUAUGCUUUUUGCAGCUCCCCAUUUUGGAAUGAGCACUACAUGUGGUCAAGGUUGAUAAAAUGUGAAGAAACAAUUGCAUAACAAUAUAACGUUUCAGCGGUGAAACAUAAAAACACACUUAAACACAGCUCUUUUGAAAAUUGUUUUUUUUUUAGUUGUCAUCAUUUAUGCAUGAAUGGCAGCCACAAAGAGAACAUUUUAUAAAAGCAGUUGACAAACAGAAAGAUUUUAAGGGGGUCCUAUUUUCAUGCAAUUUCAUAGAGAAAUAGAUAAAUUCAAGGACUUUCAAUGACCUGUGUACAGGGCUGGACUGGGACAAAACAAUGCCGACAUUUAUGUAUCUUAUUUGUACUUGCACACAUUUUAUUAAAAAUUGAAAUGAUAAAUCUUGUAGAGUGCUUUCACCAUAGGCAUUGUGUUGUCUGGGGCAUACCGCUACCGAACACAUCAAACUAACAGUGAGCCGACUUAACCUUCUUCAAGUUCAGUCAAGCGUCUCUCAUUUCACUUGAAAAGUCACAUCCUCCCCGGCGCAUGAAACAGCCCGUAGUUGGCUGACCAGGGCCGGCCCAAGCCUCCUUGGGGCCCUAAGCAAAAUUUGAUUUUGGGGCCCUCUAUUACUGCCAAUAAUAGUGAUUAUUGAUCAUUCACACACCUACUAUAACUUAUUUCAUGUUCUACUCUGUCAUUACGGAUACACUUCUAAAACAGAUGUGAGAACUUUUUGUUGUAGGUAGAUUGUAAUCCACAGUGAUUCCACAGUGAUUAAGGCCAUGGAAGCAAACUUGUAGAAAAAUCUUUCGUUUAAUAUUUGGUAAAGUCAGCAACUCCCCCUACUGGCCACACAGAGAAUCAAUACAUAAAACAUCAAAGGGCAGCCCGGCAUGUUUUACCCUAACCUGGCGUUGCCAGACCCAAUUCGCAAAACGCGUAUGGGUCUGGACACGGAGUGUACAUUUCCUCUAUGAGGGGCGGUAUCAACGGCUGUCACUCAAAGUGCCCCUUCACACAACUGGAAAGAUGGAAAACCAAUCAGAGUAAACGACACGUGUGACGUAGGCUAGCACAACGCCACUGUAAACAGACCAGCAAGCUGCUGCGGAGAUGAGCUGUGAUGAUGUCUGGGAAAGAGUGUUGCUGUCGCUGCGGAUUUCCUCCUCACUGUGGACUCCGAGUUGUAUGGCUGUGAUUCCCAGCUUGGUCGCUUCCCUGACGUGCUCCUCCAUGAGAGCAACUAGCGGAGAAAAUAGCCACUGGGUUUUCACUGAGUCCCAUAUUUUCCCGAUCAACGGAGCCAGUUGAUAAAUGAAACUUUUACCAAACCCCGUAGGAAGGACGACAAAAACAUCCUUUUUUUCAAUAAAAGCUUUCAGUGCAGCCAUUUGCUGUGCUUUUAAAGAAAAUAUACAUUCCAAUUUAUUCAACACAUUUACCAUCGCAGUUUCAAAAUCAGUAGCCAUGUUGGUUGUUUACGAAAUGCAUUCAUUCCACUCCUUGUCCCUCGUAUUCUGAUGACGUGCCCGCCCCAAAGUAAUAAACGGUUGUGAUUGGCCCGGUAAACUUUAAUCGAUGCCAGAAUGCGCCUUAAUGAUUGCAUGGCCAGACUGAUCUAUGGAGCGAAAUCAAAUAUGAGCUCACAAGAUCAGGAUGGUUUCACCAGGCUAGUAGGAAACUAUACUCUGUUAACAUAAUAUUGUCUUUUUGUACAAGAACGUACAUUUGAUAAUCAUCAUCAUUCACACAUGGAAAAAAAUAAUGAAUAACUUUUUUCUUUUUUUAAGUUAAUUGCUCUUGGGGACCCCCUAGUGGUCACGGGACCCUAAGCAGGUGCUUAGUUUGCGUAUGCCUUGGGCCGGCUCUGGCUGGGGUACAUGGAGAAAAGCCACACUGACAUGGGGAGACCAGUGUGAGAUCCACACAGAGGGGCUCAAGCCCCCAUUCUUGGUUGGAACCAGGAACCCUCUCGCUGUGAGAUUACAAUGCUACCCACUGCACCACCAUGCCGCCCCCCUUGUAUCAUGUAUAAAUGUAAGCACUUUAUACUGUGUGUUGCUUCAGGGAGUCUGACUGGUAAAGUUAAAUUCAUUAAAAUGUUUGACUAUAAAAAUGCUUGAAGUGGAACUAUUAACAUGCCACCAAAAACAAGCUACAUAAAUAAAGCUUUUAGUCUCAAUAACAUUAAUAAUGUGUUAUUUCAAUAAUUUCUGAGUAGUGCUAAAACACACCCUCACGCAAAACUACUGGAAAGUUCAGCUUCGUCAUUCUAGUUAAAUACUUCAACCACACGAGACAAAGUGUGAAACGCAUCAGAGCCUAAAGAAAAAAACGACAAAAUGUGUGACAUUUUGUUUCGCAGCAUGGCUGCUAUGAUCAAGCACUAUACAGUCACGUAGUGAAAAGAGUAAUUGUGUCUUCUACUUCUACUACUGUUAAAAUGCUAUGAUUAAUUCUACAUGGAGCAGAUUUGAGAAACUUUUCAAGACAAAGCUGUGUGAUCAUUUCACACAGCAGUCGCUAUGGUGUGUACUUUCAGGGACUGUUUGGUUGUGUUUCAAGGUGGGAUGCAUCUGCAAACUUGCAAACUUGCAGCACCUACAGAGAGCACAGUUCCAUCCUGUGACACAGGAAAACUUGUAUGUGUCUCUUGAGAUGACUGUCACUGUUUUGAAUCACUAUUUUAUUUAAGCACUAUAAUUCAGUAUGGCAUUUGUUCGACCACCACAUAUUUACAGUGUAAAACAUUCACCCCAGUUUUUGAUAUUUAUUGUUUUACCCUCAUUCACAAUGGAUACUGCACUUAAGAUUAACAGAAAAAGAAAACAAAUAUCAAACUGAUCUAAAAAAGCAGAUAGCUAGGUAUAUGAUUGCAUACUUAUUCACCCCAUGUAAAUCGUUGUUGGUGUGAGAAGUCUUUCAGAGGUCACAUAUUAACUGGAAUGAAGACCACCUGUAUGUAAUAAAGGUGUUGGAGUCGAACAUGAUUUCCUGACUGCAACGUCAAAGGUUCAGGGCAUAAGAUUUACAGGGAUUGAGUGGCCUUGGUGAAGAUUACAGAUUGCAAGCAGCUGAAACUUCAGCCGCUUAGAAUUCCCCCCGUGUUCAUUGUUCAGAAGGUUUUUACCGGGAGAUGAAUUAUCCACAGAGGUCUCUUCCACUACAGAACAAACAGACCCAGGGUUACAAACUAGUAAAAACACUGAAUCAAGCAGUUUCAUUGUACAAAUCAGUGUUUCUCUAACCCUGUUUGGUACAUCGCACACAGGCUGCUUGCUUAGCGGUGGCUAAUGUGUGCUCACCUAUUUUAUCUGAUAACUUAAUGUAUGCUCAUCUUAUUUCUGAACCAGAUGUUCAGGAGGGCUUUACGUGGAUCUGAAUCCACAGAGGACUCUUCCUCUCCAAAACAAACAGCUCAGGUGAUUAAAAGCAGUAAGAACACUGAAUAAAGCAGGCUACAAAUAAGUGUUUCUCCAGACAGUGGUUGUUUUCAGUGGGCUUCUAAUUACUCUGGCUGAUGUGAAAAUGGGAAAACCUGAAAUCAUGAAAAUGUGAAAAUGCAAAUUGCCGAAUUUGGAGGCAGUGUUUUGUUUGUCUGUUUGUCUGUUCGGGGUUACUGUAGAAACAUGGCAAUCUCCAUUUAUGAGGACCCACUCCCUAUGUAGAUAUUAACGGCUAAUUCUAUGAUAAGGAAAACACGAUUCUUAUUUUCAGGUGAUUACACACUAUAGAAAACACGCUUAUUAUAUUAUAUUAUAUUAUAUUAUAUUAUAUUAUAUUAUAUUAUAUUAUAUUCAAUUUUUGCCAAUAUAUCCCCUGAAUCCUACACACUGGACCUUUAAGAAUAUAGUUUGUAAUUAACCAGUUAAACCUAGUACGUUUCUUUAACUUAAAGACUGACUUUUCUAAGUGCCUACAUGGUCUGUUCAAUAUGAUGCAUAGCACAACUCUUCUCCCCUCUCAGAGUUCCAUGUACAAAAAAGGUAGUGCAAAAAACAGAAGUUCAUUCAAGUAGAUGAGCUCAACCACAUGAGACAUUGUGAGAAAUGCGUCAUAUGAACAAAACUGAACCAAGACUAAUGUGUGACAUUGAUGUGUGUCCUCUGCAAUGUAUUACCAAGAUCUGUUGUAGCCCCUGUUGGUACCUAUAGAAGGAAGGAGACAUUGGAGAGGUGAAAGAGGGAGGAUGAAUACAUGUGUAGAUGGUCAGUUAGGAAGAGAUGGCUGAAUGAGGAAGAGCCAUUAGAGGAAGAAAGGAGGGAGAGUGAGUUGAGAAAAGUGAGGUUAAUAUGAGAUAAUAUGUUAACCAGGUGUGAGUAGGCUUGACAGGUGAAUCGAGUCAUGGCUGAGGCGUGGCCUUUAAUUCCAAAUGUUCCAAAUCCAAAAUUAGAUGACACAUUCGGUCAGUGAAAUCAGUAAUAGCAUGAGCGCUGAACGAUCUCUGGAAAACUUUGUGUGUUUGCUACCGGGACAGGUCACCAAUCUUUCACACAACACUUACAGACUAACACAUUUACACAUACACCUUCAAAUUAAGAUCACCAAAAUGAUUACAAUUCAUUCCUUGGGGAAUAUAAAUAUCUGUACCAUUUUUAAUCUCAUGAUUGUCAUGACAUUUCUGGCUAAAUAAAAUCCACCCAACAGGGUGAAAGUUCAGCUCUGCUGCUAUCAAUGGCAGGCCAGGCUAAAGCUACAGAUAGUAGAAUAUCCUUAAAUAAUUAGAGCCCAUAUAUCACUUCGACCUAGAUUCUGACAUGUUUGUUGACAAGUCUUUUGUAUAUUGAUACCCAGUGCUAAUGUGAACAGCCUAGAGUAGAGGCCCUGUGUUGUGUUAUUUGUUAACUGGCUUACAACUAAUUGAACAGCUGAAACCGGCAGAACUGCUCUAGAGUUGGUCCUCAUAGAGUCUGAAGUUUCAACUUGUGUUCUUCUUGCCAACAUGUUCUCAUCACAACUUGUCAAAUACUGCUGCUUUGUCAGUGGACCUAACACGUCAGGAAAUAAAUGCAUACAAUCUUUUACUAAAUAAACUUACAAUGUAUAUAAAAAUUGAUUGUUUUUAGGUUCUAUUCCUUAACGUUUAGGCGACAAAAGCACGUGGUUGGGUAAGAAAUUUUUUUUAAAAAAAAUCUUGGUUUGACUUAAAUAAUUACGGCUGUUACUAGUGUGGUUUAUGUGACAUACCUCACCAGUGUAGUAUGCCAUGCAUACUUGCACACUAUGCAGACUUUCUCAGCCCUAUACUACGAUGGUGGCCCAUGGCGUCAGAAACAGCCGCUGCCUGGUGUGUGUCAUUCUGCUGCCAAGGGUGUCACUCAGGCGCGCCGCCAGACACUUUUCACCGGGGCACGUGCCUCAGUAAACAUACGCUGUGCCCCUGUAUAAAUUCCCAAUCAAAUUCCUAAAUAAGCCUAUUUUUGUUUCAUUACUGAAUAUCUGUAUUCAUUACUGAAUAUCCGUAGGGCUAUACUAUGACUGAUGUGUCAAGGAAGAAUAGCAUGGGCACAAUUGCUUCCUACUUCGACCACGUAGUAGGGCCGGCGCCGCAUAUCAAAGAGUGGAGAGGUUGCACUUGCAGGCAUUGUGUGCGUCUGUGCAUAUUCAGUGAAUGAAACAUGCAGGAAGCCUGGAGUUGGAAGGCAAGCUGCUGUGGCCUGCGGUGCAAAUUUAUCAGCGGACUGUAGCCCACACAUGUUGUCAAGUAAAGCCGAAAUGUAUAUAAUGUAUAUAAUACCACUGCACACUGAUGGAUCAUCAUGGACAUAAGGAAAUUCUUUUUGCAGAACAGAGGAGGCAGGCUAGUUUAAAAAGCUACCCAAUCAGGGGAAUACCUUUUCAGACCAUAUCAGUUACUCUUAAUUUAAGAUUUUGACUUUUUUUUGGUAACAUUCCCUCUUGUAAAAGGAUUUCUUGAUUGCAUUUACUAUGCUACAGUAAGAUUGAAAAGUUCAUAAGCUGGACUGAAAUAUUGUUAUUAUUUGCAUAUAUGUUAUUUUGUAUCUGUUGAUUUGUAAGAUUGUAAGACUAUGUAAAUCACUUUUUUGGGAAAUAUUCCCUCUUGUAAAAGGCUUACUUGAUUAUGUUUGGUAUGCUACAGAAGGAGGAACUGAAAGGCUCAAUGGCUGAACUCAGAAGUUUUUUUAUUUGCUUACAGAUGUAGCUCUGUUAAACCUGUUAAAGGUUGAUGCAAAUAUAAAUAAAUGUUCUCAAACAUCCAGUACAGGCUAACUUUCUGUAUGUUAUACGUCUUACCAUAGUGCUUUUGUCAGUUUGAGUGGCAUUUAUAAUUAGUAAGGCAGUAUUGUAAAUCUAUGUGUGUGUGUGUGUGUGUGUGUGUGUGUGUGUGUGUGUGUGUGUGUGUGUAUGUGUGUGUGUGUGUGGGUGUGUGUGUGUGGAAGGGGGGGUUGGCUUCUGACUGGGGGCCUGUGCCCCUGCACAGCUGUAUGCCUAGCAAUGCCCCUGGUGCCACUGUGCGUCAGUGUCUGAUGCCAAGGCCAACGGACACAGCAGCGAUAUUUGAGGAGUUGGGACGUGCCCGGAAAACUUCCAACGGGGGGCACCCUGGAGGCAUCCUAAUCAGAUGCCUGAACCACCUAAAGUGGCCUCUAUUGAUGUGAAGGAGCAGCGGCUCUACACCGACAUCCCUCUGGAUGUCUGAGCUCCUCAACCUAUCUCUACGGCUAAGCCCAGCCAACUUUCAUAGGAAACUUUUUUUCUGGCACCUGUUUACGCAAUCUCAUUCUUUCGGUCACUACCCAAAGCUCAUGAUCACAGGUGAGGGUUAGGCAUAAAUUAGCCAGUAAAUUGAAAACUUUGCCUUCUGGCUCAGCUCUGUUUUCACCACACCAUAGUCCAGUGCAGUGCCUGCAUCACUGCAGAUGUUGUGCCUAACUGCUUGUCCAUCUCAUGCUCCAUUUUACCCUUAUUGGUGAACAAGACCCCAAGAUACUUAAACUCCUUUGCCUGGGGCAGUAACUCUCUCCCAUCCUCAGAGGGGGCAAUCCACUGUUUUCCGUCAGAGAACCAUGGCCUCAGACCUGGAAGUGCUUACUCUUAUCCCAAUACCCAUCUGCUGUCUUAGGAAGCCUGCUUAGUAGAAAACACCAGAAUAUAUAUCUUGUAUCGCCAGUCAGCCUGAAAAUAUGAAUUUUUGUCCAUAUCGCCCAGCCCUACUUCUGACCACAACUUUUAGUAUCUGCCUCCACAAUAGAGGCUUUGUACAUGGCCUACUUGGAUUCUGUGUCCCCAGCCUCCCCCAGGAUGCAUGAAAAGUUCUUCUGGAGGUGGGAGGUGAAGAUCUUGUAAACAGGGACCUCAACUAGAUGGUCCCAGUUCACCUUCACUACUCUUUUGGGUUUAGAAGGUCUGUCUGGCAGCCUCCUCUGCCAUCAGAUCCAACUUACUACCAGUUGGUGAUCAGUUGACAGCUCUUGAUCCUAGGGUGUUCUAGUACUAAGUGCACUUAUGAACCGCCCUAUGCUCAAACAUGGUGUUUGUUAUGGCCAAUCCAAGAAGUCCAGUAACACACUGCUGGAGUUCAGAUCAGGUAGGCUGUUCCUCCCAGUCCCCCCUUACAGGUUCCUCCAUUAUUGCUCAUGUGAGUGUUGAACUACAGGGUUCCUAGUCAGUAUCAUCAAGAUGGCUGGGUACUCUGAACUGCACUUUGGUGAAUAAGCACAACAAACAGUCAGGGCUUCCCUCUCAGUGACUCACAGUCACAUUAAAGCGACCCGCUCAUUUCCUGGGGAGGACUCCAAAACAACGGUGCUCACCUGGAGUUAAAUUCUCACCUCGGAUUAAUUCUUUUUUUUUUUUUAAUCAAUAAGCAAUAUUUGUAGCUUGAACUUGAAAUGUAGGUGACUCUAUUAAUAUAGCAUAUUUCAUUACAGGUCAACUAAAUUGUGCCUAACAUUAAAGUGCAUACAACAAGUGACAUGGAAAUAUAUUUAAUAAAAUGCAAGAAGAACCACCCAGUCUUCCAAAGACACUGACAUACCACAGAACCAUCCCACAAUCACUCACACACACACACACACACACACACACACACACACACACACACACAAAUGCAGAUGAUUAAAUCUAAAAUGUAUGAGAAUCACGUUGGUGCUCAAGACUCCACCUCCAAAUCAAUUCUAUAAGACAGGUCAGACAUUGUGAGCUACUGAACACAGUUUGAUGUCAACAGCCACGGUAAGAGCCGAUUUGAUUGAGUAAUUGCUUCUAUUACUCAGUCAUUUGCUUAGUGACAUCCAAUUUACAUUGAAAUUUUUGAUUCCAAAUUUUCAUUGUUUAACUGAUUCUGUGCCUCUGCCUUUUACCUUCUGUUGCUUUUUAUUUUCUUUUGUACAGAUGGCCAGGCUGUGGCAUCUCAUGUUCCUGUGCUGGGCAUGGACUCCUCUGUGUCUGCUGUCCAGUGUAAGCUUCAGAGGUACACCACAGGAGUGUGAAAAGGCUCCCUUUGUCCCUGGUUACAAUCUGGGAGGAGAGGGCUUCGACAUCGUCACAAUGAAACGGAAAGGUGCCUAUGUCAUCGACACUGAAACAUGGAAGCUUGGCAAUGGCACAUGCAGGCUAUUCAGCAACAGCUACAUGAACCGAGAGAGCCAGAAGGUACCAGUUGCCGUGGUGGACUGGAGAACCCUCCCUAAGUGCAGUUUGAAGGUCUCCGGUGUACUCUAUGAUUCUGUCGAAGCUCUUGUCAAUGAUUCCACCUCGGCUGUGUCCAAUGAUUGGAAAGUUGGCCUUGAAAUCCCUGUAGACCCAUCUGUCACUCUUGGUGUUGGCUUUGGAGGUUCCCACUCCAAAGAAUCUAUCUUUGGCAUGCAGAAGUCCAAACAAGACCGCUACACCUUCUCUGGCCAUUCUGUCUACUGUAACUACUACCGCUACAGACUGGCAACAAAACCUCCACUGAGUCAUGAUUUUGAAUCAGCUGUGAACUCCCUUCCUUCCUAUUCAUGCAAAACAUUGUCAUUAUAUCGCAACCUGAUUGACACUUAUGGUACACAUUACAUCACACAAGUGUCGCUAGGAGGGCAAAUAAAAGCAAUUACUCCCAUCAGGACCUGCGUGGCAACCAUGAAUGGACUGACAGCAACAGAAGUCAAUGACUGUCUGUCAGUGGAGGCCUCUGCUAGCUUUGCAAGCACUGCCAGCAUUAAGGCCAUGUGCCAGCACUGUCAGGAAAAGAAGAAGAAGUUAGGCCUCACCCAAGAUUUCUGCACCAUGUUUAAUGAGCGUAACACGGAGGUCAUUGGCGGAUACAUUAACGGUGCUGAUAUCCUCUUUGAAGGCCGAUCAAACCCAUCGGUCUAUAACAGCUGGCUUGGAUCACUGAAAACCACACCUGAUGUGGUCCAAUACAACCUAAAGCCACUGCACACCAUACUCCCAAGUGCUCAUCCUGCCAGGGCCGGACUGAAGCAAGAGGUGGAGAAGUACAUCAAGAAAAAUGCAGUGUUGAAAAAAUGCUCAGAAACCUGUAAGAUUGGGCAAAGAUCCAAUAAAAGGGAUCCUUGUGCUUGUGUUUGCAACAGUGAUCAGAAUAUCAAGUCAAACUGCUGUCCUGCUGGGAAAGGUCUUGCUACAUUAAAGGUUUUCAGGCUCUAUGCACAAGGGUUGUAUGGUGAUAGAUGGACUCAGACAGAUGGUUCAGUUGAGGUGAGAUACAGAGAUCAGGUAAAGCGCACUGCCAUCAUCAGUAACAACGACAAUCCCACAUGGUCGGAGAAAUUUGAAUUUGGACCCAUCGUCAUUAAUAUGAGAGACAAACUUACGUUCCGUGUUUAUGAUGAGGAUACCUACUGGAAUAGUGAUCUACUUGGUGAGUGUUCAUUUGAUCUGCAUAGAGGGAAAGUGAGUGACAGCUGUAUGUUUGACUAUGGUACCUUCUUCUUCUCCUACAUAGUAGAAUGUGCACCAAGUCUCGGUGGACACAAAUGUCAAGAAUACAUGCCCUCCCCCAUGAGUCCCUCUUUGGCCAAGGUCUUCCACACCAGAAAUGGGGUCCUUCUUGGAGACCUGGGGAAGAGGUAUGCUAAGUCACUCAGUCAGUCAUGUUAAGGUCAGCUGUUGACAUAAGAUGUGGUUAUGAAACAAUAACAAUUUUCUGAUGAUCAUGCAAGUAGUUAAUGGCAUCUUUCACUGUUACUCUUUCUUUGUUUGACUUUGGUAAAAAGUUAAUCUUAAAAUGUAAUCCAAAACUUUGUCUGUAAAAAUUGAUGUUUGAUCAUCUAUCUUUUCUGCUGCUUCUUUAUCAUUUGUUAAAAACUCUGCCAUUAAAGCAUCGACAAAGACAACAGCAGUGUCUGCCUGAUUUUAUGUGGUGAAUGUUUCUACUGUGUAAUUUAGUGGUUAACGUGUAAGGAUUAGGGUUAGGAGGUUAGGGUCGGGGGGCUAGGGUUAAGUUUCGGGUUUACUAAAUGCAGCCACACAUAUAGACUUUCCAACCUUGUGUGUUCAACUUUGUAAAAAAAGAAAAAAAAAAUAGAU
Epinephelus fuscoguttatus (brown-marbled grouper) is the source of this 17123-nucleotide messenger RNA. Its product is annotated as perforin-1-like. The record is from RefSeq and is a predicted model, not a curated record. The transcript has 2 exons. Bases 14982 to 16694 code for a protein of 570 amino acids. NCBI's taxonomy places the organism in Eukaryota, Metazoa, Chordata, Actinopteri, Perciformes, Serranidae.